GCUCAAAAUCACAGACUACAGGCUGUAGUCAAAAUGCCGCUCCAAAAUAUUGACAGCCAGCUUUCUGAGUCAUCGAUAGAAUUUCAGAGAAUUAGGAUGCAAAGCUCGCUCAGGUAAAAUAUUUUGUUCGAAAGUAUGAAAGUAUUUCGAAGAACUGAUGAGGAAUAAUGAACCGUUGUAAAUUUUCAGGGAUUACCUUUGCCCAAAAUAUCGACAGUGUAUGAGUUUUGGUUUUUAUAAGUACCUUAUCUCGUGAAAUUAUAUGACUCCAGUCUUCAGUGAAUGGAACCUACUAUCCUUCCAGUAAUUUUGAGUAUGGUAAAUCUUUUGUUAUUCAGCAGGUAUAGAGAGUUUAACUAUUAUAGUAAAUUUCCAUAACCUUUGCAACUUUACAUUUCGUAAAUAUUGGUGGUUCUUCACUUCUUCCUUCAGUAUAAAAACGACAACGAGCAGAGCAGUCGGUUUAAUUUUCGAUUUUGAGUGUUCAGUUAGAGUGUUUCCGUACGAAAUAAAAAAGUAUCAGUGUUAUAUAAAAGUAAAUCUAUCUAUAUAGAAUAAUAUCUAACGCGAAUAAUAAUAAAAUAUAUCUUGUUUAUUGUCGAUCAAAAAUUCAAAAAUGGACAUGAAUAGGAGAUUAUUCCAGGAUUAUCCUCUGCAUGAAACAUGCCUUCAUGGAACGUUCGAGUCUCUGAAAAAAAUGGUGAAAUCUGGCAAGUUUUUCAUCGACUGCGAAAGUCCAACUGGCGUUACACCUAUGGGAAUAGUCGCAGUGAGAUUAUAUGUGUAUCGGCCCCAGGAUGUGGAUUCAAGAUCUGUUAGGGAAUAUGAAAGGAAAAUAAUAUUCCUUCUGCAGAAUGGUGCCAAUCCGUUGAAGAAAUGGUGCGGAGGAACUAUAGCCGACCUGAUAUUUCAAGGAGGAAACCAAUCAAUGAUACACUUGAUGUUCAAGUAUUUCGAAGACGUGAACACACCUCUGAAUUCUUUCGGGCACACAGCGCUCAUUUCGGCUAUCCGAAGAGGAUACUACAAAACUGCCGAAAUGUUGUUGGGCAUGAAAGCCGAUGUCAACAAGGGAUGCUUUGUUAAGGAGACACCUCUCCACCAUGCAGCUUCUUCUGGCAGAGCAGAUCUUUUCCAUCUACUGAUGAAACAUGGGGCAAGCAUGGAGUUGAGGAGCGAUCUGGGAGAAACUCCUCUUCAUUCAGCUUGUUACCAUGCGGAAGAUGAGGAGAUAAUAAAGAUGUAUAUAGAGUGUGAUCGGAAUUUGAACGCAACGGAUAAUGAAGGUUGCACACCGCUGCAUAAACUCUUCAUUAAAUUCUCCGAAACAUCGGCUGUGUCAGAAGGAUUGGUGGAGGUGUUUCUGGACAGAGGAGCCGAUUUGAACGUCAAGGACUGUCGAGGAUUGUCCCCACUCUCUUGGUGUAUCAAGAAGAAAAAUGCACCUGUAGCUUUGCUAUUUCUCCGGAACGGUGCCAACUUAGAUAUUACAGAACAAGAAGCGGUGCCUGUUCUGAAAUAUCUAAGAAGGGUUUUGUUAGAGAACACCCCGCUUGGACAGACCGUGCUCAAAUAUAUAGCUCUGGAGAUCUCGAAGGGCACCAGAAUCAACAGAGCUCUGGAGGAAUAUUUGAGCCAGCGGGAAGGGUUAACUGAAUAUCUGGCAAAAUGUUACCGGGAAAUAGAGAAGCUCCGGAAAAGAAAAAUUAGGAACACCAGCGUCAAUUAUUGGAGGCUUCUUACGAAAUCUGUAGCAGAGUUAGCGAGGUACGCUAAUAACCCUUCAAUAAUUGGCGCAAUGAGAAAAUACCGAGUGGGGACUUAUCCAAUUUACGGUCGAGAGAUCGCCUAUAAGUUUGGCAAGGCAAAAAGGCGACAAAAACUUAUGGCAGUUUCAUCGGAUAUGUUCAACCGAUAUUGGGAGGGAAAAAUGCCAUCACUUUUUGUGAAAAUGGUGACGGAUCAUCUCUCCAUAACCGACAUGGAAAAUGUUAAGGCUGCCGAACAACAUACUAGUUGA
Molecule: messenger RNA, 2020 nt
Organism: Coccinella septempunctata (seven-spotted ladybird)
Lineage: Eukaryota; Metazoa; Arthropoda; Insecta; Coleoptera; Coccinellidae
Product: ankyrin repeat, PH and SEC7 domain containing protein secG-like
Exons: 2
Coding region: 617-2020 (467 amino acids)
Biological process (GO): positive regulation of transcription by RNA polymerase II
Cellular component (GO): nucleus
Molecular function (GO): protein binding; transcription cis-regulatory region binding
Source: RefSeq, a predicted model, not a curated record